Molecule: messenger RNA, 1178 nt
Organism: Salvia splendens (bonfire salvia)
Lineage: Eukaryota; Viridiplantae; Streptophyta; Magnoliopsida; Lamiales; Lamiaceae
Product: carbonyl reductase [NADPH] 1
Exons: 4
Coding region: 71-1012 (313 amino acids)
Cellular component (GO): membrane
Molecular function (GO): oxidoreductase activity, acting on the CH-OH group of donors, NAD or NADP as acceptor
Source: RefSeq, a predicted model, not a curated record
GGAGAUGGAGACUAACCCGUAGUCCAGUAAACUCACUGUUACUGAGCGAGAGCUUCCCUACGCAUCAUUCAUGGGCAACAAAGACAAGGCUAGAGAGAGGAGAGAGAAAAGGCGCCAAGAAAUCUCUCUUGUCCGAACUAUUCCCUAUUCCGAUCGUCAAAGAUGGUGGACCUCCAACACCAUUGCAGUGGUGACUGGUGCAAAUAGGGGAAUUGGAUAUGAGAUAUCACACCAACUUGCCACGCACGGAUUGACAGUUAUUUUCACCUCGAGAGACACUAGCGCUGGAGAAGAAGUAGCAAAGGCCUUACAAGAACGAGGUCUAAAUGUCGUGUACCAUCAACUAGAUAUUAUGGAUCCUUCAUCGAUUGAAGCAUUUUCUACAUGGAUAGAGGGAGUUUAUGGUGGUAUAGAUAUAUUGGUAAAUAAUGCAGGAGUAAACUUCAAUUUUGGGUCAGACAACUCCGUGGAACAUGCCGAAAAAGUCAUUGCUACCAACUACUACGGGACCAAAAACAUGAUCAAAGCCAUGGUCCCUCUCAUGAGACACUCAACUUCAGGUGCUCGCAUUGUUAAUGUUAGUUCAAGGCUGGGAAGACUGAAUGGAAGACGGAAUAGAAUCGGAAAUGUUGAGUUAAGAAGAAAGCUGGAAGAUGAGGAAUCACUCUCUGAGGAACUCGUCGACCAGACAAUGGAUAUGUUCUUGGAGCAAGUAAAAGAUGGCAGUUGGAAAGAGGGUGGUUGGCCUCAAGUUUACACUGACUACUCUCUGUCAAAAUUGGCUGUCAAUGUUUACACGAGGUUAAUGGCUCGGAUGUACUCGGAGCAGGUGGAGGGUGAGAAGAUAUAUAUGAACUGCUGCUGCCCCGGCUGGGUGAAAACACGUAUGACUGAUUGGGCCGGGCACACUAGCCCCGAAGAAGGGGCUGAUACUGCAGUAUGGCUUGCCCUGCUUCAAGACCAAACUGUGAGUGGAAGAUUCUUUGCUGAGAGGCGUGAGAUUAAUUUUUAAGAUACAGGAUGGCGUUCCUUCUUGAACGAGAAACGAAGUAACGCUGCUGGUAAGGAAAAUUACCUGUGCCUACUGUUUUAAUUUGAUGUAUGUUCAAAACUGAGUUAUUUGCACUGCUUACUUGGGUUAAAACUUUAAUAAAAAAUUGGUGUUGUUUGUAUUGAAA